AUGAAAAGUGAAAACAAUUCUGUCGUUACAAAUAUAUGUUCUUUAUUUAAUAUUUUGCAAACAGUUAAAAGUAAGAAAUGUAUUUUAAAUAGUUUAACAAAGUUAUUUUUAUUACUAUAUAAUGAAAGAAUUAGAAGAAAGUUAUUAUAUAAUUCAAAUGAAGAAAACGAUCAUGAUGAUGUUGAUGAUAUUAAGUUAAAAAGAAUUCUUAAAAAAGAUUCUGUUAUUUUAGAUACUUAUAAAAAUUCUUAUACAGAAUACGAAAAAUGGUUAAAUGAGUGUUUUGAAAAAUUCUUAAAAUUGUUAUUUCAAUUAUUAAAUCAUGAUGAUGAAGUUUUUGUAAAAAAAAGUUUAUCUCUUUUAUUUGGUAGCUUACAGUGUGAAUUAAAAAUAUAUGAAAAAAUAUGUGAGAAAUUAAAAAAAGAUAAUGAUAAUAAUACUAACGAGAAAAAUAAUUAUUCUGAGAAAGCAUUUCCUUUUAAAUUAUAUAGACGAAUUAUUUUUAAUUUACUAAAUAUGAAGAAUAUGUCAGUAGAUAUAAUAAAACACGUAUGUAAAAGUUAUAUAUGUUUAUAUUAUGAUUUAAAUUAUUUUUUCUUAUCAAUUUUCAAAAUUUUGUGUAUUGAAAAAAAAAAAAAAACAGAAGACAUUAUUAAUGAAAACAUUAGUUUUUCUGAUGAUCAAAAAAAUUUUAAAAGUGAAUCUAAUGUAGAUAUAAAAGAAAGAAAUGAAUCUAAUGAAAUAAUAAAUGAUAACUAUAAUAUAAAUCUUUUUAUUUAUAGUAUUUUAAUUAAUUCAAUUAAACCAGAAAAAAAAAUAAAAAACUUUCAUAUCAAGAAAAGUAAAUUUAUGAAGCAAAGCCAAAUAGAUAUGUUUUUUGAUAUAGAUGAUAAAGAGAAAAUUAUGAGGAGAAAAAGAAAUUAUAUCGGAAAGCAUAAAAAGAAUGAACCACCUAAAAAGAAAGGUUUUUAUAAUUAUGACAGUGAUGAUAGUAUAAUUCAUUCUUCUUCAAGUGAAGAUACUAACAUUUCAAAUGAGGAUUUUUUAGAUUACAUAGAUAUAAAUGAUGAUGCUAGCGAUAUCAAUUUUUCAGAUAAUAUAGAAGAUUACGAUAUGGUAAAAAACGAAAAUAAGAAAAACAAAUAUAAAAUGAAAGAAAGAAAAAAUAAUUUAUUUAUAAAUGUAAAUAUAGAAAAUAAACUAUAUAGUCAAUUGUAUUCUAGUUGUUGGUUUUAUUUUAUAACAACCUAUAAACAUAAUUAUUCUAUGACCUUGCAGUUGUUACAUUCUAUUCCUUUAUUUGUAUUCCCAUAUACAAAUAACCCUUAUUAUUUAAUUGAUUAUUUUAAUUUCUCAUUUUACUCUUCAUCAAAUUUAUAUAUUUCUCUGGCGGCAUUACCAGGUAUUUUUCAUAUAUUAACAGAAUUAAAUAUUGGAGAUUUAUUAGAAGAAAGUAAUUAUUACAACUUGAAUGAUCAAAAAAAAACAAAGGAAGAAAUUGAUGAAGUCAAAAUAAAAAAGGAGACAAACUAUGAGGAGAAUAUCGUUAGCAAUAACUCAAUGAGUAAUAAAGUUGAUAAUAAUAUAAUGUAUGAAGUAAAUUUGCAAACAAAAAUAGAAAAAAAAGAUGAUGUUGACAUUUCAUAUGUUAACAGAAAUUAUAAUGACUCAAAUAAAAUGUAUCACAUUGAAGAAAUUGAAGUUACCAGUAAUAAUGAUAGUGAUCAAAAAUGUAGAAAUGAUGAAAGUGAAAAUAAUAAGAAAAAUUACAAUUUAAAUGAAAAUAAAAAUAACAAUAUAAAUGAUAAUAACAAUAUAAAUGAUAAUAACAAUGAUGAUAAUAACAAUGAUGAUAAUAACAAUGAUGAUAAUAAUAAAAUUGAUGAAAACAAAAAGAAUUGUGAUAGUAUCGUAUCUGAAAAUGAUCAAAAAUAUUGUAACAAAGAAAUAGACAAUUAUAUUGGAAUUGAUAAAAUUGAUGAUAGUGGCAGAAUUAGAUAUAAUAAUGAAAAAGAAAAUGAAUAUGUAAAUAAUAAAGCAGAAGAAAAUGAAUAUGUAAAUGAUAAUGAAAAUAAUAAUGAAGAAGAAAAUAAACAUGAAAAUGUUAAUGAAAAAGAAAAUGAAUAUGAAAAUGAUAAUGAAAAAGAAAAUGAACAUGAAAAUAGUAAUGAAAAAAAAAAUAAAAAUGAAUAUGAAAAUGAAAAAGAAAAAGAAAAUGAACUUGAAAGUAAUAAUAAAGAAGAAAAUAAUAAUGUAGAUGAGACUGAUAAAAGUAGUGAAAAUAAUAAUGUAGAUGAUACUGAUAAAAGUAGUGAAAAUAAUAAUGUAGAUGAUAUUGAUAAAAGUAGUGAAAAUGAAUAUGUAGAUAAUACUGAUAAAAGUAGUGAAAAUGAAUAUGAAUAUGAAAAUGAUAAUAAAGAAGAAAAUAAAAAUGAAGAAAAAGAAGAUGAAGAAAAAAAUAAAAAUGGCAAUAUUAAAAAGUUGAAUAAUAACAUGUAUACAGAUUAUUAUAAGAGAUUAUUUGAGUUAAUAAUACCUGCUAGUUUUUAUUAUGAUGAUACAUGCUUCUUAAAAAUAAUCUAUUUAUCUCUUAAAAAUAAAAUGAUUCCUUUACAUUAUGUUAUAUCCUUUUUGAAAAAAUUGCUUCGUGUUGGUUGUUUAACAUCAUUUAAUAUAUGCAUAAAUAUUUUAAGUGUAGUUUAUGAUAUUUUAAAUUAUUUCAAAAAAGAUUUAUAUGAAUCAAUGUUUAUUUCAGCAUCCUUGUUUAUGAAUAUGGAAGUAAAAAAUGAUUUUUUUUGCUUCGAAGAUCUCAAUAAAAAUUUUGAUAAAAAUAAAAUUGUAGAAAUUAUAAAAAUGAAUUCAAAAUUAUUAAAAGACAAUUAUAAUGUAGAAAAAGAUUAUUUAAAAAAUUUAGAUAAUAUAAAAAUGGAAAAUAAUGACUGUUUUAUUAUACACAAAAAAAUAAAAAAAGAGCCAAUUGAUGUAGAUGAAAUUUUAAGAUAUGAACUUAAGAAAAAUGAAAAUAGUAGUGAUGUAAUUAAUGAGGAAACAUAUGAUAAUUUUAAGGAAGUUGAAGGAAAUUUAGGAUAUAAAGGUGAGAAAAAUUUAUUUAGUUUACAAGAUUGUCUACCAGAUAAAUAUAAGAUAGAUAUGAAUGUUUUAAAUAAAAAAGAGUUAUAUAUGGCUAAUCAAAUUUUUUAUGAAAUAGUUUUAUUGAACAAUCAUAUGUGUGAUAAUUUAAGUUAUUACUCUAAUAUGUAUUACUAUAGAUUUAAUAAUAAAUCACAUAAUAAAGAGCAUGAUUUUUAUAUUGAUCCAAAUAAAAUUAAUUGGAUAACUGAAGAAUCUCUUUUUUCUUUUUUAAAAAAUUUUUUAAGCUUAAAAAAAAAAAAAGAAAAAGAAAUAUUACCUUCAAAAGAAAAAGAAUUCUUAACAAUGUUUAUAUAA
This is a messenger RNA of Plasmodium gallinaceum, 3447 nucleotides long. RefSeq names its product small ribosomal subunit nuclear export protein, putative. The transcript has a single exon. Gene Ontology annotation, biological process: ribosome biogenesis. Gene Ontology annotation, cellular component: nucleolus; Noc4p-Nop14p complex; small-subunit processome. Bases 1 to 3447 code for a protein of 1148 amino acids. The record is from RefSeq and is a predicted model, not a curated record. Lineage: Eukaryota; Apicomplexa; Aconoidasida; Haemosporida; Plasmodiidae.